Molecule: messenger RNA, 2688 nt
Organism: Sphenostylis stenocarpa
Lineage: Eukaryota; Viridiplantae; Streptophyta; Magnoliopsida; Fabales; Fabaceae
Source: the annotation of a GenBank genome assembly
AUGCCUACAUGGUGGGGGAAAUCGUCAAAAGAGACCAAGAAGAAAGCAAAUAAGGAAAGUUUUAUCAAUACAUUUCACCGAAAAUUUAAAAUCCCAUCUGAAAGUAAAUCAAGCAGUAGAUCUGGAGGAUCUCGUAGACGUUGCAAUGACUCAAUCUCUGAGAAAGGGGCUCAGUCUCCUCCUGAAUCAAGAUCUCCUUCACCUUCCAAAGUGGCAAGGUGUCAAAGUUUUGCCGAAAGGCCUCAUGCUCAGCCACUACCACUUCCUGGCUUGCACCCAUCAAAUGUAAGCCGAGCAGAUUCUGAAAUUAGCAUAUCAGCUAAAUCAAGACUAGAAAAAGGCUCCAAACCAUCAUUGUUUCCACUACCAAAACCGGCUUGCAUGCGUGGUAGGCUGAACCCUGCAGAUUUGGAUGGAGAUCUGGUCACUGCUUCAUUCUCUAGUGAGAGCUCUGCUGACAGUGAUGAGCCUGUAGACUCUCGCAAUCGUAGUCCUCUGGCAACUGACUGUGAAAAUGGGACUAGAACUGCUGCAGGCAGUCCUUCCAGCUCGACGCCCAAGGAUCUAUCGUCUACUGUUUCCCAAAUAAAUUCAAGAGAAACCAAAAAACCAGCAAACAUUCUGGGUAAUCACAUGUCUUCUACAUCACCAAAACGGAGGCCUUUAAGCAACCAUGUUUCAAAUUUGCAGAUUCCUCCUCAUGGUGCCUUCUGCAGUGCACCUGAUAGUUCCAAAUCAAGUCCAUCACGGAGUCCUUUGAGAGUAUUUGGCACAGAGCAGGUGUUGAACUCUGCCUUUUGGGCUGGAAAGCCAUAUUCAGAGGUCAAUUUAGGUGGAUCUGGGCACUGCUCAAGUCCAGGUUCUGGUCACAAUUCUGGACAUAAUUCAAUGGGAGGGGACAUGUCUGGACAGUUAUUUUGGCAACCUAGCAGGGGUAGCCCUGAAUAUUCUCCUGUACCCAGUCCCAGAAUGACUAGCCCUGGUCCUAGCUCUAGAAUUCAGAGUGGUGCUGUUACACCUAUUCAUCCUAGAGCUGGGGGAACACCCAAUGAAUCACAGACAGGACGGAUUGAUGAUGGAAAACAACAGAGUCAUCGUUUGCCCCUUCCUCCCUUGGCAGUGACCAAUACUUUACCUUUCUCUCAUUCAAAUUCUGCAGCAACUUCUCCAUCAAUGCCAAGAAGUCCAGGAAGAGCAGAUAAUCCAAUAAGCCCAGGGUCACGUUGGAAAAAAGGAAAACUGCUUGGCAGAGGCACAUUUGGACAUGUCUUUGUUGGAUUUAAUAAGGAAAGUGGUGAAAUGUGUGCUAUGAAAGAGGUGACUCUGUUUUCAGAUGAUGCCAAAUCUAAAGAAAGUGCUAAGCAAUUAAUGCAGGAAAUUACCUUGUUAAGUCGAUUACGGCAUCCAAGUAUUGUGCAGUAUUAUGGUUCUGAAACAGUAGGUGACAAGCUUUACAUAUAUCUAGAGUAUGUCGCAGGAGGCUCCAUAUAUAAACUUCUUCAAGAAUAUGGACAAUUUGGUGAACUAGCUAUUCGUAGCUUUACUCAACAAAUUUUGUCCGGACUUGCUUUUUUACAUACUAAGAAUACUGUCCACAGGGACAUCAAAGGAGCAAAUAUACUGGUAGAUACUAAUGGCCGGGUUAAGUUGGCAGACUUUGGCAUGGCAAAACAUAUAACAGGGCAAUCAUGUCCAUUAUCGUUUAAGGGAAGCCCCUAUUGGAUGGCUCCUGAGGUUAUAAAAAACUCCAAUGGUUGCAACCUUGCUGUUGAUAUAUGGAGCCUUGGAUGCACAGUUUUGGAAAUGGCUACAACUAAACCUCCUUGGAGUCAAUACGAAGGGGUUGCUGCCAUGUUCAAGAUUGGUAAUAGCAAGGAACUGCCAACAAUCCCAGAUCAUUUAUCUAGUGAAGGAAAGGAUUUUGUUAGGAAAUGCCUACAACGGAAUCCACACAACCGCCCCUCAGCCAGUGAAUUAUUGGACCACCCUUUUGUAAAAUGUGCUGCACCUUUAGAAAGACCUAUUCUGGGUCCUGAUGCUUCUUCAGACCCAUCUGUAUCUGGGAUCACACAAGGAGCUACAACUCCGGGUAUUGGACAAGGAAGGAAUCCUUCUACAUUGGAUUCAGAUAGACUUUCCAGACAUUCUUCUAGGUUUCUGAAAACUAACCCUCAUGCAAGUGAAAUCCAUAUUCCGAGGAAUAUAUCCUGCCCUGUCUCACCCAUUGGAAGUCCACUUUUGAGGCCAAGAUCGCCACAACAUAUGAAUGGGAGAAUGUCUCCCUCUCCUAUAUCCAGCCCUCGGACUGCUUCUGGUGCAUCCACGCCUCUUAACAGUGGUAGUGGUGCCAUUCCAUUUAGUAAUCACUUAGUUUACAUUCAAGAGGGUCUUGGAAACAUGCCAAAGCCCUCAAAUGGUAUCUACAUUAGUGGCCCUACUCAUCAUGACUUGAACGUUGACAUUUUUCGAGGAAUGCAACAGACAACUCACAUGACAUCAGAACUGGUUAUAAGUGAAAGUGAUGUUCUGGGCAAGCAGUUUGCUCGGUCCCCUCGUAAUGAGUCAUAUGAUGUUCAAUCAGUCUUGGCUGAUCGUGUUUGCCGGCAGCUGCUGGGGGAUAAUGUGAAAAUCAACCCAUCCCUUGAUCUAAAUCCCAACUCUUUGCUCAGCCGGGCUAAUGGUUUAUGA